This is a messenger RNA of Mycena citricolor, 1689 nucleotides long. The record is from the annotation of a GenBank genome assembly. Lineage: Eukaryota; Fungi; Basidiomycota; Agaricomycetes; Agaricales; Mycenaceae.
AUACAGCCUGGGCAUAUCGCGCCAACCAAGUUGCUUCUCACUCGACAACCUCAGAAAAUCACACGCCGGUGGGGCAGGAAGCCGCACUUUGGAAAGGCACCGGGACUGGGUGCCAUUCACGGUCUCAUGCUGCGACGUACUCUCAUCUUCUGUCUCUUGCUACUACCCUCCCUGACAUGGCAGCGCUCAACUCUCGGAGAACGCGCCCUCACGCCUCUUUCGUUGGACUCGAUGUCCAAGCUCGUGUCUUCUCCGGAUCCGUUGAAGCAGCUCGAUCCUAAUGACCCCCAUUCGCACCUCUCGAAGAUUCUGAUACCCCGUGUCCCGGAUACAGCGAAUAACACUCUAGUCCGGAACUACAUCGUUUCCAAGUUUAAAGCGCUGAACUGGCACAUCGAACUCAACAACUUCGAAGACAACACACCGUUUGGACGGAAGAAUUUCACGAAUAUCAUCGUGACGAAGGACCCCAAAGCUACGCGACGCAUCGUAUUGGCGGCACACUUUGACAGCAAGUACUUCCCUGAGCCAAACCAUUUUCUCGGUGCUACUGACUCAGCGGCCCCCUGCGCUCUGAUGGUUGACCUUGGGGAGUCCUUGAAUCACCUACUGGAUGAAAGAGCUGCACGAUUUGAUGCUGGGACGGAAGAUGACGAAGACGUUGCCGACACCACACUCCAAUUCGUUUUCUUUGACGGCGAGGAGGCUUUUGUCGCAUGGACUGACACAGACUCCAUCUAUGGUGCCAGGCGAGUUCUUCGAGACCUCCGUCUUCCAUCCUCUCGAACCGAUACCGAGAUAUCGGGCAUCGAGCAUUUUAUUCUUCUGGACCUUCUUGGUGCCGAGAACCCACAGAUUCGCUCAUAUACGCUAGACACAGCAUGGCUCUACGAUGGGCUGGUGUCGGUGGAGACGCGUUUAGGUGAUAGUGGAGCCUACGCCUACGGCAGCGAGCAGAGUAUGGCUCCUGGGCACUGGCGAUCAUUUUUCGCCUCUCGUAGCUCUGUGGAGAUGAAUCUGGGUGGAAUUGGGGACGACCAUGUUCCAUUCCUGCAGAAAGGUGUUGAUGUGCUGCAUCUCAUCAGCUCACCCUUCCCCAACGUUUGGCAUACUGUUAGGGAUGAUGCAUCCGCGCUGCACUUGCCAACUCUGCGAAGAUGGAACAUAAUGAUGCGAGUCUUUUUCGCCGAGUAUCUGAAUCUACGACCAGACGAGAAAAAAUCUCGUGAUGAUCCGAGCACGGUCGUCGAGAGGUCGGAAACUGAUCUUCGCAUUUAGUUCAUGUUUUUAUGGAAUGUACAGCACCUGUAUCAAUACAACACAGCACUAGAGAACCCUCUCGUCCGAUGCCAUCGUCCCCUUCUCAACACGAAAGACACGGCGCUCAGAUCAUCAACAAGGUCUUGUAGUGCUUGAUCAAUCGAGAAGCGUCCGCCGCGUUCUGCAAAAACUGAAUAUAUGCGUAUGCAUUAUGAUGGAAAGGCUGACCUUCUCAUCCAGCUUACUCUGGUACAGCUGCGCGUCUGCGGCUUCAACACAUUCGGCCAGUGCAUCCGCUCUUCGGGCGCUGUUUGUUCCAACUAAAAGAAGAUUAGAAGGCGUCGGGACGAUGUCGGUAACCUACUCAUUUCGCUUGCAGCGUUGACGGCGUCGGAACGGCGAGGGAAGAGAUCUUCGAGGCCGGCGGGG